Molecule: messenger RNA, 1491 nt
Organism: Apis cerana (Asiatic honeybee)
Lineage: Eukaryota; Metazoa; Arthropoda; Insecta; Hymenoptera; Apidae
Gene: Dh31
Product: diuretic hormone class 2
Biological process (GO): body fluid secretion
Molecular function (GO): diuretic hormone activity; G protein-coupled receptor binding
Source: RefSeq, a predicted model, not a curated record
AGGUAACACAAAGUCCGUUGAAUGAUUAGAUUUAUUCCAUCCGUGAUAGAAGUUAGAUAAGAAUCGAAUAAAAAUCAGAUUAUAGUUUAUACAUAUGCUUUUGAAAACAAAAAAAAAAAUUGAAAGAUAAAAAAUGUGAAAAAUAUAGAUAAUUUAAAAACAACGAAAUAAAGAACGAAGAAGAAACGAACGAGAGGAAAAACAUCGAGUAAAAUGAGAUGAAACGAGAGGAGUUGAGGAUAAGCGAAAGGCUAUAUGGUUAGCUAGGAGACGAGACGAUGCAAGACAGGAUCCGUCGAGGUGGGAGAAUGAUGCGAACGAACGAGAAGGCGAGAUUUAAAAGAAUCAUCGAGGAUGCAGCAAGGAAUCAUAUCGUUCUAUGUACUAUUAAUGGUUGUGGGUCUUUUUGUAUCGUCCAAUCUUUCGACGAAUGCUGCACCUCAACAAGGAUACUGGAGUCAAUUUGAUGAAGAAGAUCCGGAAGCAUUGAUGGAAAUUAUUACUCGACUUGGUCACACUAUGAUACGCAAUCCAGAGCUUGAAAAUAACAAACGAGGAUUGGAUCUUGGUUUGAGUCGUGGAUUCAGCGGAUCACAAGCUGCAAAACAUUUAAUGGGACUAGCCGCGGCAAAUUAUGCCGGAGGCCCCGGUCGUCGACGUCGUUCUGAACAAGCUUAGAUUAAAACACAUUGAUUUGAUCGAUUGAUCGCGAUUUCGAUUAUCUCGAAUUUUAACAUCAUAGAUGUUUACUUAUGCAUUCGUUCGUAAAAAUUUUUUUUUUAUUCAAAAUCUAUUACAAAAUAUCUAACAAUUUUAGCUACUUUAUCUUUUGAUUAAUAUUAUAAUUUGAUUAAAUUUACAUUUAUUUUAAAUUAAUUUUCUAUUUCUAUUUUAUAUAUUUUCCAAUUCGCAUAUUUUUGAAUUUAUAUUUUGAUAGUAAAAUAAUGAAUUAAAUUCUAGUCAUCGUUCUAGUUAUUAAAAUAACUUCAUUCGUACAUAAUUAUCAGAAUUCACGAAAACAUAUAUAGAUAAAAUUGUAUUAAAUUAUAUUAUUAAACGUUAUACAAGAAAUUAUGAUCGAUCGAAUAUCCUGUAAUCGAAAUUAAUGUAAAAAUCUGUUAUUUUUCGAUCAUGCUUCUCAUAGAUUCAACGAAGCAAUGUUUCCUUUGCGCAAGAAUAUUUUCAACGAUUCAAUUUCAAUGCACAAUUCUAAUCGAGAUGAUGCAAAUUCUAUUUAAAAUGAAUGAAAUUAUAGGAAUAUUUCUUCGUUAACAAAUUAAUAUUAACCAUAUAUUACUAUAGCUAUAAAACUUAAUACUCAUAAUACAUCGUACUUUAAUGUAUCAUAAGUAUAUGACUGAUUAUUAUUUAUUUCUUGAAUUAGUUAUAUAUUUUAUAUAUAUUAUGUUUUCGAACGAAUGCUGUUGAAUCCAACAGUCAACGUAUCAAUACGUAUGUAAAAUUAAUGAAAAUAAAUCCAAUGUACCUUUC